AAACAAACACCGACUCACGACAAACGUUUCAAUAUAUAUAUAUAUAUAUAUAUAAAUCUCUCCCGAUUAAAUUCUUAAAUUUUGAAAUUGUCUUACUUGAUUUAUUUAUCUGUUCACUUUACUUGACAAUUUGGUGAGCAGUUGAUUGUUUACAAGUUUAGAGAUGGAAUCCAGCAACGGCCAUGAAGCAAAUGGUGCGACAAAGCAUGAUCACGAGAAUGGAGAGGAGAGCAAAAGCAAUGAGAUAGAGCAACAAAAAGUCCAUAUUAUGAGAGUCCAUGUCGAACGAGAAGACCCCUCUGCAAAGGAAGUAGAUGAUUUGAUGAUUCGCAGAUUUCUGCGUGCUCGUGAACACGACAUUGAGAAAGCUUCUAACUUACUCCUCAAGUAUUUAAGCUGGAGGCGAUCAUUUAUCCCUAAUGGCUCCGUAUAUCCAUCAGAAAUUCCAAAGGAACUUGCCCAAAACAAGUUGUUUAUGCAAGGUGUUGACAAGAAGAAUCAUCCCAUUGUGGUUGUUUUUGGUGCCAAACAUAAGCCUUACAAAGGAAAUUUGGAGGAGUUCAAGCGUUUUGUAGCCUUUACUCUUGACAGGAUAUGUGCCAGAAUGCCAGAUGGACAGGAAAAGUUUGUGGCCAUCGCAGAUAUUGAAGGAUGGGGAUACACAAACAGUGAUAUUCGUGGAUAUCUAGCAGCUCUAUCUAUACUGCAGGACUAUUACCCAGAGAGGUUAGCCAAAUUGUUUAUAGUCCAUGUGCCUUACAUAUUCAUGACAGCCUGGAAGGUUAUUUACCCUUUCAUUGAUAGCAAAACAAAAAAGAAGAUAAUUUUUGUUGAGAACAAAAAGUUGAGUUCCACUCUGCUUGUCGACAUUGAUGAGAGCCAGCUCCCUGAUGUAUAUGGUGGCAGACUACCAUUAGUUCCUAUCCAGGACAGCUGACUAAAUUAAACUUGCGGUUUAUGCACAUGAGCCAGGCACUAUAGCAAUGAUAGUUCAUACCUGCAUUUUCGUCUUCCACUAGCUCGGUCAAGGGGUUCUAGUCUUUUAACAUCCAAACGAGGACGAUACUAAAUCAUAUAUGUAUUAACUGUUUUGGAUACCUUAUAUAGUUCAAGUAAAAGAAAUAUCUGGCUCAUCAUCAUAGUGGCCUCUGGUAACGAUGCUUUAAUGUGUUUUCUAGCUCAAUGUCGUAUGGAAAUAGUAUUCCUGGUUUUGAUGUUAAA
Molecule: messenger RNA, 1221 nt
Organism: Ricinus communis (castor bean)
Lineage: Eukaryota; Viridiplantae; Streptophyta; Magnoliopsida; Malpighiales; Euphorbiaceae
Product: phosphatidylinositol transfer protein 3
Exons: 6
Coding region: 164-937 (257 amino acids)
Source: RefSeq, a predicted model, not a curated record